AAUGCAGGGAAUGAAAUACGUCAUCAAGAAGAUCCCGUCCCACCCAUUGAGAUUCGGAACGGCAUAUAGGGCUAAUUUUCUUGAUGAUUUUGAAUCAUCAAUAGGUGAAGAAGGUAUAAAGUUAUUUAGGCAAUCUAUAUUUGGUCACUACUUAGAUAUGCCAAACUGCAACUUUCAAGGGCAAAUCAUCAAAUGCCUCUUACUUCUUGAGGUAGACCAAAAAAACAAAGAAGAACUGCACAUUCGUCAUGUGCAGGGUAAUAUACUGCAAUUUACAAUAAAUGAUUUUGCUAUCAUUACUGGUUUGCGAUGUACCGGUAAUAUGAAUGACUUCAAGUAUUCUGAUGAUCAAGCAAGUAGAUUAUUGUCUUUAUAUUUUCCUGGUGCCAAAAAUAGGGUCAACAAAGCUCGUUUCGUUGAGCGUUUUCUAGUUGGAGGAUGGAAAACAAACGAAGAUGCCGUUCAGAUGGCCAUUCUCUAUUUCAUCCAUACUUUUGUUUUUUCUCAACUAGGUGAUGCACCUAUAUCAGUUGAUGAUUUCAAGAUGGUAGAAGAUGGUAGUUAUGAGCAAUAUCCAUGGGGGAAAUUAGCAUAUUCAAAAUUGAUAAAAGGAAUGCGUCAGGAGUUUUCAAAUGCCAAACAAAUGUAUCAUCUAGGCGGCAUGCCAUACGCUCUGAAUGUUUGGAUAUAUGAAUGUGCAUCUCAAGUUCCCUCUGAAAUUGCUGUAAGAGUGGGUAAUAAAAUUCCCAGAAUUCUUAACUGGCGUGUUGUCGCCGUGAAGCCAAAAUUUGAGACCUUCAUGUCUACCAUCUUCAGUGAGUAUCCAUGCUCCAACAUUGUCCAAUCUCAACAUGAAAUGAAAUCUAUUGUCGUUCAUGACAGCCAACAGAAACCUGAAGAUUCAACAUCGGCUGCCAAGAGAUCCAAGGAUGUCGCUGAGACAUCUUCUCCACCUCCUUCCAAGAGAAUGAAGACUUCCCCUGCUAAAAAGCCAAUUCAUGUAGAAACAGCCAACAUGCACAAGGAUUUCUUACCACCAAAUGAAUCAGAAAAUCUUGUUUCUCCUGACAAUGAACCGGGGGCAAAGUCACCAAAGGAAUCAGAAAAGCCUGUUUCUCCUGACAAUGUACCAGGGGCGAAGUCAGUUGUUGACCGGAAGUUCAAGCGUUUGGAGAACAAAAUGGAUUCAAAUCACAUUGAUCUUUUGAAAGCCAUCGACAGUAUGGCGAACCGAAUGACUGGCACAUCAUCUCAAGUUAAAAAAGAUGAUUUUGAUCAAUCAUUCCAUGUGGUUGAACAACAAGAAGCACCUACUGGAUUGGAGGGACCUGAACCAUCCACCAUGAUAAAUCAGGUGGACAACAUAUCGGAACAAAGCAUUUCAGCAGAUGUUCCUGAAUUAUUUGAUCAGCAAGUUUAUUCUGAUACAUUAAAGGAAGAUGAACCAUCCGUCAAGGAUGUAUCAGUACACCAAAUGGAAUCACAAAGAGCAGAUAUUGAUCAGCUUAUUGCUGAUUCUGAUACAUUACAAAACACUAGAAAGAAAGAUGGAAGAGUAGCUGAUGAUAAAUCUGCCAAAGUAGAAGAUCAAGUCGAGGAGAUUGAAAAAGAAAAAAUCAAACCAAGCACAUCAGAAUCCAAUACUUCAGCACCAUUUUCGACUGAAACUCUGGAUGUGAUAGAUGCUCUAAUAUACGGACUUCCAUUACCAGCCAUGCCAUUGACAGCUGUUAGUCAUGAGCAAGUUCAGGAUGAAUGUCUAUUACGCAAUAGCCAGCUACCAACCACUCUUCCAUCAAAAGCUAAUGUAUUGUCUGAUGAUACGAAGACCCCAUCUCGAAGAAGCAGGAUUCCUUCGAAGAUCUUACAGUCGCCGUAUCUUUCAAACUUUAGGUCGAGUGAAAAGGGAAAGGAAAAUUUGUCAGAUGUUACGCAUCAGACACACCCUUUUGAAGGUUUUGGUAUAUGCUAUCAACCCCCUUCCGAGCUUGUCACAGACUACUCUCAAUGGAUAGAUAAAGGACUUCUAAAAUCACAUGGCAACAAGUAA
Solanum dulcamara is the source of this 2050-nucleotide messenger RNA. RefSeq lists its product as uncharacterized. The record is from RefSeq and is a predicted model, not a curated record. The transcript is spliced from 7 exons. Lineage: Eukaryota; Viridiplantae; Streptophyta; Magnoliopsida; Solanales; Solanaceae. The coding region runs from base 2 to 2050 and encodes 682 amino acids.